AUGCUGUUUUCAAUUUUCUUCGUCUUAGUUCUCGUUGCGGUGAUUGAUACAGUACACGCCGAGUCGUGCAAGACAAUUCAAUAUGCCUUUCCAGCAGGAACAGGUGUGAACGAUUCCAGAGCUGAAGCAGUCAAAGCUGCAUAUGUGAGAUCAUGGAAUGAAUAUGCUGGAUACUGCUUUGGGAAUGAUUCUAUUCUCCCAGUCAGUCACGGCUGCCGCGAUGAUCUUGAUGGGUUUGGUGCAACAAUCAUAGAUGGAAUGGACACUGCGAUCAUCAUGGGCCUGACAGACAUCGUCGCAAGACAACUUGAGCAUGCUGCCACUGUAGACUUUUCCAGAUCAUCAUCUGUGCUUGUUGAGUUAUUUGAUAUGAACAUCAGAUACAUUGCUGGUCUUCUGAGUGCUCAUGAUCUGUUGACGAGCGGACUCUUUCCUAAUCCUUACAAUCAAUCUCACAUGGAUGCUCUUAUAACGCAAGCUGCAACUCUUGCCACCAAUCUCAAGCCAUGUUUCGAGACAGGAACAGGUCUGCCGGCAACAUAUGUCAAUUAUACAACCAAGCAGCCAGUUGCUGGAUUUCCGUUGACAAUCGGCAAUACUACCUAUCUAAACGUCACUAAUACUGCACAAGCAGGUACCUUGAUGUUGGAGUGGUACCGCCUUUCAGACAAGACAGGAGACUCCUCAUUUCGAGACUUGGCAGCGAAGGCGGAAUCGUGGCUUCUGAAGCCAAAUCCGCCUCCAAGGUAUCUCAAUUUGGUCGGGACUGCGCUCGACACAAAUACAGGCCAUUUCUUGACCUUUGACGGAGGAUGGAAGAGCGGGGUUGAUAGUUAUUUGGAGUAUCUUGUCAAAACUCACAUUUACAACCCGGCUGAUGACAUCGAAAAUACGUGGAAGAGUUUCUGGAUCACUGCUGUGGAGUCAACUAUAGAGUAUAUUGCUCUUCACCCCUAUGAACAUCCAGAAAUCACUUUCUUGAGUGAGUUGGAUAAUGACGGGAAUAUUAUGUGGUCCAUGGAUGACUACUCUUGCUUUGCAGGCGGAAACCUCAUGCUAGGGGGUACCUAUUUCGAUAGACAGGAUAUCGUUGCGUUGGGGAAGGCAGCAGCAGAGUCUUGCCACGUGACAUACAAUACCACAGUCACAGGCCUUGGUCCUCUAACAUUUGCAUGGUACAAUGCUUCCAACCUCGCAUACGACGCUCAGUACAACAACAACUUUACUACCCGCGCUUACGCUGAGAAGAACGGCUACUUCAUCGAGCUGGCACAGUAUAAUUCCUUCCCCGAAUCAACAGAGUCUAUAUUCUAUGGAUGGCGCAUCACUGGAGACACCAAGUGGCAAGACUACAACUGGGGAAUCUUCCAGGCCCUGAACACGACAAGGACAGAGAAUGCUCCUUAUUGGGAGAUCUCGGACGUCAAUGUACCAUAUGGCGGAGAACCUUAUGACUACUUGUCAAGCUAUUACUUUGCUGAAACGUUGAAGUAUCUUUAUUUGACGUUUACUGAGCCAGAUAUUGUUAGCUUGGAUAGAUUUUCGUUCAACACUGAGUGUCAUCCAAUGUUGAUCCAGGCUGGUACUUGCGCUGUAGAGGAGGCGAAGCGGAAGGGUGAACUCUAA
Molecule: messenger RNA, 1626 nt
Organism: Mollisia scopiformis
Lineage: Eukaryota; Fungi; Ascomycota; Leotiomycetes; Helotiales; Mollisiaceae
Product: putative mannosyl-oligosaccharide alpha-1,2-mannosidase 1B
Exons: 6
Coding region: 1-1626 (541 amino acids)
Biological process (GO): N-glycan processing; carbohydrate metabolic process
Cellular component (GO): Golgi membrane; endoplasmic reticulum
Molecular function (GO): calcium ion binding; mannosyl-oligosaccharide 1,2-alpha-mannosidase activity
Source: RefSeq, a predicted model, not a curated record